AUGUAUGCAGAAACUUUAACUGAUUUUAUUAUUACUAAAAAUUAUAUAAAAUAAUUGAUCGUAUCUUAGAAAAACCAUUCCUUAUAAAAUUUAUACAAAUAUAGGAUUAGUUAUCCUGAUGAUAUCUAAUUAUAGCUGAUUGCAAAUUUGUUAUUUUCGAGGUAAGCCGUCAGCUAAAUUUAUAUAGUCUACAUUUUAUGAUUAGAAGCGAAAGACAAAAAGUGAUUGGCUUUAGAAAGACUUAUUGUCUAUUUUCAAACAUUAUAGAAUUAGAAUUUGUGAUAAUGCUAAUAUAAAUAUUAGAAAAGCAUGAAUUGGAAAUUUAUUUGAUCUAUUUGUGCAAUCUGAUUCUUCAAUUAGGAGUAAACACUUAUUUCAAUUGAUAAUAUCGUAUUUGGAUUAAGCAUUUUGACAAGAAUAGAAAAAAUGAAGGCGGU
Messenger RNA from Paramecium octaurelia, 437 nucleotides. The record is from the annotation of a GenBank genome assembly. Lineage: Eukaryota; Ciliophora; Oligohymenophorea; Peniculida; Parameciidae.